This is a messenger RNA of Arachis ipaensis, 963 nucleotides long. Lineage: Eukaryota; Viridiplantae; Streptophyta; Magnoliopsida; Fabales; Fabaceae. The record is from RefSeq and is a predicted model, not a curated record.
AUGAGAUCAAAGACAAGAAUUGUUGCAAAGCAAAUAAGAGAUAUGAUAAGAGAAGUCAGUCUCUCAAAUGUAGUGCAGAUUGUGACUGAUAAUGCGCCGGUUUAUAAAGUGGCUGGUUUCUUGAUUGAAGCUGAAUUUUCAUCUAUUUAUUGGACUCCUUCUGUUAUUCAUACUCUCAACCUUAUUUUAAAGGACAUUUGUGCAGCUAAGAAUACAGAGAAGAAUAAUUUUGUUUAUCAAGAAUGCUCAUGGAUUACUCAAAUUGCUGAAGAUUUGCUUAAUGUUGCUCCUACUCAAUUUGUUUCUAAUAUUGUGAUGCUAAAAAGAUUUAGGUGGUUAAAGCAAGGCCUCGAAGAGAUGGUUAUAAGUGAGAAAUGGUCUUCAUACAAGGAAGAUAAUAUUGGCAAAGCUGAGUUUGUUACACAAAAGAUUUUGAGUAAAAAUUGGUGGCAAAAAAAUGAUUAUAUUCUUGCUUUCACAAAUCCUAUUUAUGAUGUUUUAAGAAGUACAGGCACGGAUGCACCUAUUCUUUAUUUGGUCCACAAGAUGUGGGAUUUAAUUAUCAAGAAAGUAAAAAGUGCUAUAUAUCUCUAUGAAAGAAAAGAUGAACAAGAGUCAUCGUCCUUCUACAAUGUUGUGCGCUCAAUAUUAGUUCAAAGAUGGACAAAAAGUAGCACACCUCUUCAUUGUUUAGCACAUUCAUUGAAUCCAAGCCACCAAUGGUUGAGAGAAGAUCCUACACGAGUUUCUCCUCAUCAAGAUAUUGAGAUCACUAAUGAGAGAGUUAAAUGCUUGAAGAGGUAUUUUUCUGAUGAAGAAGAGAGGAGAAAGGUAAACAUUGAAUUUGCAAGCUUUUCUGAUGGUAGAGGUGUCUUUGAUGAUUAUGACUCUUUGAAUGAUAGAAGCAUAGUUGAUGCAAAGUCUUGGUGGCUAAUUCAUGGUGGUAAAGCAAAAUUUCUUUAA